This is a messenger RNA of Trichomonas vaginalis G3, 720 nucleotides long. Its product is annotated as protein of unknown function, DUF4106 family. The transcript has a single exon. Lineage: Eukaryota; Parabasalia; Trichomonadida; Trichomonadidae. Bases 1 to 720 code for a protein of 239 amino acids. The record is from RefSeq and is a predicted model, not a curated record.
AUGAAAGAUGCAGAUAUUUUGAACCAGUAUGAAAUGAACAUGGCUGAUGGAAAUAUAACACCUGACGUUCUAGAACAUUUAUCUCAAAGAACUACACAGAACCAUAGAGAUGGUAUAUUUGGUGAAGAGUUUAGAAAGAAAGUUAGGGAGAUAGAAGGAAGAGAACUUAUUGUACAUGACCUUGCAAACGAAAGUUUACAAAAUGUCAUAAAAACUUACUUUGCAGACAAUGAACUGAGAAGGGAUGAAUAUUUAAGAAAACUCAAAUGGACAGUACCAAAUGAAAUGUUAGUAUUGAAAAACAUGUUCCUUGACAAAAUAAAACCAACUACAGAAAUAAAUGACGCAAGACUGAAACAUUGGGUAAAAGCUUUCCCAUUCACAAAAGAUAUUAUUGGUAACAUGGAAAGAAAACCAGAAUGGCUACAAAAACAUAUAUUUGGAAACGAGCUUAUUCCAUAUGGACAAGCUCUGUUUGAAGAGCUUGAACCGGAAACUCAGGAAAGAGUCAUGCAAACAAUACGCGAAGACUCAAAUACAAACUAUGACAAAAUCUUUCUAGGAUAUAGGUUACCUGAGAUGGGCGACCAGAGCCCAAAGGCAAAAAGGACAUGGGAAAUUUACAACAUAUUAGGUGAACAUGAGGCAAAGAUGCAACAACUUGAAGCAGAGGGCAAGUUACCAAAAGCGACACCAAAGAAGAAGAGUAGAACAAAGUGA